AUGGGAGACUUUGCAAACGAGAGUAUUGCCAGUAACUCCACUGGAGCACCCUCCUCCGCACCAUGCCACCGAGACACCAGAGUCACCCACCUGGUCUUCCCAGUACUGUAUACGCUCGUCUUCCUUCUGGGACUCGUACUGAACAGCCUGGCUUUCUGGGCUUUCUUCCAUAUCCCAAGCACAUCAACUUUCAUUGUCUACCUGAAAAAUAUCUUAGUUUCUGAUUUUAUAAUGACCCUGAUGCUUCCUCUGAAAAUCCUGACAGACUCUGGCCUGGGACCAUGGCAACUCAAAGCCUUUGUCUGUCGCUUCUCAGCUGUAGUAUUUUAUGACACCAUGUAUAUUAGCAUAGUGCUACUUGGUCUCAUUGCUUUUGACAGAUUUCUCAAGAUUGUGAGACCUUUUGGGAAGUUCUGGGUGCAAAACCUGACCUCAGCAAAGAUCCUUGCGGGUCUGGUCUGGCUCUUCUUCUUUCUUCUCUCUCUGCCUAACAUGAUCUUAUCAAACAAGAAAGCAACGCCCCAAUCCGUGAAGAAGUGUGCCUCGUUGAAGAAUUACUUCGGACUCAAAUGGCACGAAGCUGUCAAUUAUAUCUGUCAGUUGGUCUUCUGGACUGUUCUCAUCCUCAUGUUUCUAUUUUAUACAAUUAUUGCCAAAAAGGUGUAUGAGUCUUACAUAAAAACACAGAAGAAAGACAACAAAAGCGAACAAAGGAUCAAGGGGAAAGUAUUCAUCAUUUUUACUGUGUUUUUCUUAUGCUUCGCCCCCUUUCAUUUUAGCAGGGUUCCCUAUACUCUGAGUCAAACGACCACCCGAAUGGACUGCCGUCUGCAGAACCAGCUCUUUGUCGCAAAAGAAAGCACGCUGUGACAAAAAGAAGCGCCGUGGGGGCGGCCCGCCACAAACGUCUGCAUGGACCCCCUGAUAUACCUGUUCUUGUGCAAACCAUUUCUAGAAAAGGUUUUAUGCAGGAGAGUAAAGACGUUUCAGAAAACAGUUGAUACAACCCCAAAAACCGAACUGGACACACGAAUGUCUGCUACUGAAUCUUGA
Messenger RNA from Pelecanus crispus (Dalmatian pelican), 1053 nucleotides. It is a transcript of the gene P2RY13, whose product is annotated as purinergic receptor P2Y13. The record is from RefSeq and is a predicted model, not a curated record. Lineage: Eukaryota; Metazoa; Chordata; Aves; Pelecaniformes; Pelecanidae. Gene Ontology annotation, molecular function: G protein-coupled purinergic nucleotide receptor activity. Gene Ontology annotation, biological process: G protein-coupled receptor signaling pathway; negative regulation of adenylate cyclase activity. Gene Ontology annotation, cellular component: membrane.